CUACACCUCUCUCCCCCCUCCUCCUCCUCCUUCUCUCCAUCCUACCCCCUUCCUCACAGCGUUGGUCGCCUUCCAUCCAUCCUCCUCUCCUCUCCUCUUCCUCUCCUCUCCUCUCCUCUCCUUUCCUCUCCUCCGGUACCAUAACAGAUGGUGGGAUCAACAUUGCAUCCAGCGGGUACCACAACAAUAGCGCGCAGCCUCCAGUCCAGACAGCACUGGCCUUCCUGCACCGCGAUGCUCCCAGUGCGGGACUGUGUGCGGCAGUGAGUGCCGUCGUGAUUUAUUUCACGCGGUACCGCCACCAUCGCCACCAUCACGGCCACGGAGGAAGCUUCUUGCGACUGUUCGGGCUCUCCAUCGUGCGGGGAAGAUGGCCGCUAUGAAAAUAUUAACCAGCGCAGGGCUCUUCUUGGCGCUGUGCGCGCUCGGUUUGCUCACCAUGGCGAUUUGCACCGACUACUGGUACGAGACCGACGCCAGGCGACACCGGGAGAGGUGUAAAAACUAUGCCAACAAGCGGAACGACCCGGGCUACAUCUACAUUUCCAACCACAACCUCCCCCUCCAGAUGCCUCCUCUCAAGCGCCUGGAGAGCACAGGUAACGGCCCAGAGGCUGCUCCUCUCAUCCGGGGGAAGCGGCACUUUGUGGCCGCGGCGUCUGCCAUGGAGUCUCACUGCAGUCGGCAGUUUAACUCCACCAUCUCCGGCCUGUGGAGGAAAUGUCACCGGGAGGGAUUCGACCUGGAGACCGAGGACCUUAUUUACAAAGGAAUAAUUCAAAGGUGCACACCGGUCAAAUAUCACUACUCUUCAUCCAUCCUACCACGAAAUUUACCCGUCAACAUCACCAAGACCAUACGACAGGAUGAGUGGCAUGCACUGCAUCUAAGAAGGAUGACGGCCGGCUUCGUGGGCAUGGCUGUCUCCAUCAUCCUCUUUGGGUGGAUCAUCGGAGUGCUGGGCUGCUGCCAGCAGCAUGACCUCAUGCAAUAUGUAGCUGGGCUACUCUUUCUCAUGGGAGGAACAUGCUGCAUCAUCUCCCUGUGCACGUGUGUAGCAGGAAUCAACUUCGAGCUGUCCCGCUACCCCCGCUACAUGUACGGCCUCCCCGAGGACAUUAGCCAUGGCUAUGGCUGGUCCAUGUUUUGUGCCUGGGGGGGCCUCGGGCUCACACUGCUGGCUGGCUUCCUGUGCACCCUGGCCCCGUCCCUGAGCACGCCCACCCGCACGACGUCCCACAAACCGAGGCAGGAGAACGGCACCGUGUGACAGGACUGAGGCGAUGUGAAGCACCGAACACAGGAAACACACACACACACACACACACACACACACACACACAAACACACACACACGCCCCUUCCAACGUCGACGUGCAACUCUGAGACAGUUCACCCUCUCACGCCGCCCUCUACAUCGCCCGUCCCUCUUCAGUGUUUUCAGUGUGCCUGCGUCGUGACCGAAGGAGCGGAGUGAUGACGAACUCCAUGCACCCACAGUCUCAAUUUAAAAAAAAGAUAAAAAAAUCCAGAGAGGAAGUUCCAAGAACAAUAAGAGCGACACCUGCGUGACAUGUGACUGAGGCGUGGCUCUCACAGCACAAAUAAGACUUUUGGGUUUUUGUUUUUUGGGUUCGAAUUUUUAACAUGUUGACUUUUUGGCGAUUGAUAGGUGACUGUUUACGCUAAAGAAAAAAAAAAACGUCUUAAAAUGGUGCUCACUUUACUGCACACACACACACACACACACACACACCAGCUCACUUACUCCUGGUGAAUGAUGAGUGAACUCCUCCGAAACAGAACCGCCAGACUUCCUGUUAGCAUUCCUCUUUCAGUUGCGUGAUGUGUGCAGUGUUAUAUGUAUAUAUAUAUACAUAUAUAAUAAAAAAAAAAAACGAAGAAGAAGAAAAUCAGGCGUUUAGUGCCCAUCGUGUGUCGUAAAACAUACAGAUAUCAUGAGCAUGAGCGUGAGAGCCCGCGGGGGGGGAAAGAGCACAAAAUUAUACAGUUGCCACAUGAACAAAUGUGUGUAGAUUGCAGAUCGCUGACGUGUAAAAUAGAUUUUUGGGCGAGAAUAUUUUUUGUAUUCCGUUUGUGUCGAGGUGAAGGCGACAGCGAGGACGAAGCGCGGCGAGUAACUUGCGGAAGGCUGUAUCACAAAGCGACAACGAGAGCAAAGACGCGGGAAAACAAAGCGAGGAGGAAGCGUUCGCUCGCGCCGCUGUUUACCCGCGACGCCGCUCGGCUGUUUUUGCGUAACGACGGAGGACAAAUGAACCCGCUUCAGAAAAGAAAGCACAAGCUGUGUCCCUCCUUCUCAUCGACACCGACUCCUAUUGUAUUUCAUUUAUUUUAACUGAAGCAAUGCACAAAAAACAUCGUUAUUAUUAUUUAAAACCAGUGAAAGAUGCUUUAUUCAUUAUUGAGUUCGACACGAACAUCACACCGCGGUAGAAGACUAUUUUAGGGACGACUGAAUGGGACGUCAUUCAUGUAAAGUCAGUGUACUUUUGUUUUCUUUACCCAUGGUUUUACAGCAGUGGUCCUCAAAGUAACUGCCUGAGAAAAUAUUGAGCUCUUGACGCAACAACAUGAUCACCAACGUUAAAAUACAGUGGCGUAAAACAGACUUUAUUCCCAAUAAGAUCGUUUGCUCUCUCCUCAUCCUCCUCUUCCUCACAUGUACUUCAUACACUGGUGUCGUGACAUUAGAUUAAGAUGGAGCGAGACAGUAGUAUAUGUGUACAGCAUAUAUAUAUAUAUAUACACACACAUAUAUAUAUACACA
Molecule: messenger RNA, 2791 nt
Organism: Solea solea (common sole)
Lineage: Eukaryota; Metazoa; Chordata; Actinopteri; Pleuronectiformes; Soleidae
Gene: tmem276b
Product: transmembrane protein 276b
Exons: 4
Coding region: 371-1270 (299 amino acids)
Cellular component (GO): membrane
Source: RefSeq, a predicted model, not a curated record